AAGCGCCAGAUAUCUGAGUACAUAUACAUAUCAUUCUUGUGCUAGUUGUAUUCUCAACCUUUUUUUCUUGAGCUCUUCAUAACAUCUACAAAAGAGAUAUUAUUUGUCGCAUCUCGCAUUUCUAUGGAACAGAUCAAGUUACGCUACUACCACUACGCGAUAAAUGAUAUUAUUACCGGACACGGCAGCCAGCGCUAGCCAAUGUAACCGAUUGUCCGGCUCUGGGGGUUGCCAAGAAGGGCUCCUAAUUUUGUUCGCAAGGGGGAGAGAUAACCGCCUCGAGCCUGUUUACAUAUCCGCAUAUCUCCCACAACUCCUAGCAUGUAUCAUCCUAUGGUACUUCUACGCCGUCGCCGAGUUUACUACCUCUUCCCCAUCGUCUUCGUCUUGGUGCUUCUUAGCCCUCCCUUCUGGCCAUCCGUAAGACAAUUCGGGGAUCGCGUGCGCCAAACUUUGCCUUUCGCCUACCAAUGGAAAGUCCAACAAGAUUUCGUACCUACGCAAAAUGAGCUCGACUGCUUACACGGCCUUACCCCUCGAUUAGCCACCGAUAGCGAUAAACACAUAGAUCCCAUACCCAACCAUGUUCAUUUCAUAUACGGGCUUAGUAACCCUUAUAGCAAGCCUAGCGCAGGUACCUUCGACUUUCUCUGCUACCUUGCCAUACGGAGUGCCAUUGUGGGCAUGAAAGCAGACAAGAUCUCGCUUCAUUACACAUAUCUUGCAGAUCCACCAUCGCCCGAACCCAAUGCGUCCCCUCUAUCGAAUCCAUGGAUACGUCUUUUAAAAGAUGAUAUCGACCUCGUCUACCAUUCACCUGAAGAGAUGACGGCCCUGAAGAGCUCGCCCGACGCGACCUGGCACGCCGCACAUGUAUCCGAUAUUCUCCGUUUGAAGCUCCUCCAAGAGCAGGGUGGUAUCUAUAUGGAUAUGGACGCCUUCGGUUUCCGACCCUUUACUACUCUCUUAAAAUCGCCACGCGAUAUAAUACUAGGCCACGAGGGCGGAAAUCGUGGGGGUCUGUGUAACGCCAUCAUGGUCGCUCGGAAGAACAGCUCUUUUAUAGCGAGAUGGCUUCGAGAGUAUAACGGUGCAGAUCUUUCUAAGGAGUGGAAUUACCACAGCGUUGUCCUUCCUAAAGAGUUGGAAUUAGAACAUCCGGACGAGGUCUGCACGUUAGCACCUAACGCUUUCUUCUGGCCAACUUGGACGUGGGACCAUAUCGAAUUCAUGCAUAAGCAGCUCAGCUCGGACGAAGCGCGUAAGUGGGCGGCGGAGAUAGACAGGAACGGUGGCAGUCUUUAUGAGGAUCAGCUCGCCUACCACGCAUGGAGUCAGAUGGCCUGGGAGAGACAUCUCAGCAAGUUGACUCCCGAGGUCGUGAGAACACGCGACACGAGAUUUAACAUCCUAGUUCGAGACUUUCUACAGGAUAAUCUAGCAGUCCAUCAGAACUAGCAGCAGUUCUAUAUAGGUUGGAUUCUCAUCAUAUUACGGAGUUGGCUAGCAUAGCGUGUAGUAUGUCUAGUUAAAAGCCCUAAUGUUAGUAUAUGGGUAAGCAUCCCAAAGAGUUAAACGGUUGAAUAGCAACCCUGUAGUAUUUUAUCAUCCGCUACUUUUCGAUAUAUAAUAGAUCUAUAAGGUCUAUAAGGUCCGAUAAGAGCGAUGGAUAAGGUAAUUCACGCUUUAUGAUGUCCUACACGGCCAUUGGACGGCACCGGCUCUACAGAUUUUGGCCAGCUGAUUCUGGAGGCGUGUUCCACUUGGGGCUAUAUCCUUUAGUUGAGUAAUUUAAGAAAUAGAUAGAACUGUGAUAAUGAAAUAUUCAUUCCACUAAA
Daldinia loculata is the source of this 1838-nucleotide messenger RNA. RefSeq names its product glycosyltransferase family 32 protein. NCBI's taxonomy places the organism in Eukaryota, Fungi, Ascomycota, Sordariomycetes, Xylariales, Hypoxylaceae. The transcript is spliced from 2 exons. Bases 322 to 1458 code for a protein of 378 amino acids. The record is from RefSeq and is a predicted model, not a curated record.